AUGGGUUUCCGCUUCAUGACGCAGCUGCGAGGCAUGCGCGCGGUGCCGGCGCUCCUUUCCGCGCUGCUGCUGGUGAUGCUCGCGGGGGCCCAGCGAGCUUGCCCGAAGAACUGCAGGUGCGAUGGCAAGAUCGUGUACUGCGAGUCCCACGCGUUCGCAGACAUCCCGGAGAACAUCUCUGGAGGAUCCCAGGGCUUGUCAUUAAGGUUCAACAGCAUUCAGAAACUCAAAUCCAAUCAGUUCGCUGGCCUUAACCAGCUUAUAUGGCUUUAUCUGGACCAUAAUUACAUCAGCUCCGUGGACGAGGAUGCGUUUCAAGGCAUCCGCAGACUGAAAGAAUUGAUCCUGAGCUCCAACAAAAUCACCUACCUGCACAAUAAGACCUUCCACCCCGUUCCCAAUCUCCGCAACCUGGACCUCUCCUACAACAAGCUGCAGACUUUGCAGUCGGAGCAGUUCCGAGGCCUCCGGAAGCUCAUCAUCUUGCACUUGAGGUCCAACUCCUUAAAGACGGUGCCCAUUCGAGUGUUCCAAGACUGCCGGAACCUGGACUUCCUGGACCUGGGUUACAAUCGCCUCCGCAGCUUGUCCCGAAACGCCUUCGCGGGCCUCCUGAAGCUAAAGGAACUCCACCUGGAGCACAACCAGUUUUCCAAGAUCAAUUUCGCCCACUUCCCGCGGCUCUUCAACCUGCGCUCCAUCUACUUGCAAUGGAACAGGAUUCGCUCCAUCAGCCAGGGCCUGACGUGGACCUGGAGUUCCUUGCACAACUUGGAUUUAUCGGGGAACGACAUCCAAGGGAUCGAGCCGGGCACGUUCAAAUGCCUGCCCAACUUGCAGAAGCUGAACCUGGAUUCCAACAAGCUCACCAACAUCUCCCAGGAGACUGUCAACGCGUGGAUAUCCUUAAUAUCCAUCACGCUGUCCGGCAACAUGUGGGAGUGCAGUCGGAGUAUCUGCCCCCUCUUUUUCUGGCUUAAGAAUUUCAAAGGCACCAAGGAGAGCACCAUGAUCUGUGCGGGACCCAAGCACAUCCAGGGGGAGAAGGUCAGCGAUGCGGUGGAAACCUACAACAUCUGCUCCGAGGUCCCGGUGGUCAACACGGAGAAGUCCCACCUGGUGCCCCACACGCCCCAGAAGCCUCUGGUGAUCCCCAAGCCCACCGUCUCCAAAUCUGACCCCUUGCAGUCCACCCUGGGGACACCCAGCCCCUCCCCGGCGUUUCCGAUCCCCGGUGCAGAACAGGAUUAUGAGCAUGUGUCCUUUCACAAGAUCAUUGCCGGGAGCGUGGCCCUCUUCCUCUCGGUGGCCAUGAUCCUGCUGGUCAUCUACGUGUCCUGGAAGCGCUACCCCGCCAGCAUGAAGCAGCUGCAGCAGCACUCGCUCAUGAAGAGGCGGCGGAAAAAGACCAGGGAGUCUGAGAGGCAGAUGAAUUCCCCCUUGCAAGAGUAUUACGUGGACUACAAGCCUACAAACUCUGAGACCAUGGAUAUAUCCGUUAACGGAUCUGGGCCCUGCACAUAUACCAUCUCUGGCUCCAGGGAAUGCGAGGUCCCACACCACGUGAAGCCCUUGCCGUAUUACAGCUACGACCAGCCGGUGAUCGGAUACUGCCAGGCUCACCAGCCGCUCCACGUCAACAAGGGCUACGAAGCCGUGUCCCUGGAGCAGGACGAAACCCCCGGCUUGGAGCUCGGCCGUGACCACAGCUUCAUCGCUACCAUCGCCAGGUCGGCAGCACCCACCAUUUACCUGGAGAGAUUAACAAACUGA
Molecule: messenger RNA, 1773 nt
Organism: Pipistrellus nathusii (Nathusius's pipistrelle)
Lineage: Eukaryota; Metazoa; Chordata; Mammalia; Chiroptera; Vespertilionidae
Source: the annotation of a GenBank genome assembly